GUCCUGUAUUCUCGAUAUUGAUCCUAGGGCCCUGUACCUCGUGGUGACCAAGAGGCGGUUUUUUCAUCUCGGUGCGAACGGGACUGUACGAAAUAAGGCAGAUACUGUACGAAAUAAGGACAGUAGGGGUACCCCAAUCCGGAGAUUCCUCUUGAGUGGGACUGUAUCGUGAGCGACGCGAGAAAGAAAAAUGGCGGGACGGGCCGAGACGCGAACCCCUGAGCCGCCCGACCGCGACGAACACGAAGAUUCACCCCCAAGAUUAGCGAGGCCGCGACGCACCACAAGACCACCGAAUAACUACGCUCAAGAGCAAGAGAUUGACACCGAGCAGAGAAAGACACGCGCCCAAUCGAAAAAGGGACGUCAAGGCAAAUCAGUACCCCAGCACGACGCAGUAUCUUCAGACGACUCCUCGACGGAGAGCGAGGACUUGAGCGCUACCGAUCUCUUGAAAGAGCUUGUGAAGCUAAGGAAAGAGAUUAGACGACGCGAUGAUCUGCAUAAGAAAGAGCUGCAAAAAAUCAAAGAGGAAUUCAGCGCAACCCUUGCAGAAGUCCGACAGGAGCUACAGACCCUGGCAGACAGACCCCCGACACCGCAAGCCCUCUCCGAGCCUUGCUCUCAGAACGGCCACGAUGAGAUCCUUCGCGAAAUUCACUCUCUGCGCAUGGCAAUCAACCCGUCAGGCCCCGCCUCGGGAUCUCCGUCCUAUGCAGACGUCGCCCGUACUCCCCCAAUGAGCUACCCAAGCAACAUACGGACCCUCUCAUCGGCGAACACGACACCGACCAGCUUCACCGACACGCUAUAUUGCACGAUAGACACCUCAAAGAUGAUAGACAAUAGAAAUGAAAGGAAGUCCCCAGGCUCUAUCCGUGCGGCGGUCGAGACAGAAAUUCGGACGAUGGAAAACCACAUGCAUUGGCGCUGUCGCGCUGUCACGGUGGAUCCAAAGAACAUAAAUCGGAUCAGAAUUGCCUGUCGGGAUGAAACCGAACACCGGCUGGUCAAAGAAGUGGCGGAGGCUCAGAUUGGUGCCGGAGCCCGAGUACUCCGUGACGAGCUUUACCCGAUCAAAGUUGACAGUGUGAACAAGGCUGCAGUCCUAGACGAGAAGGGUGAAAUUCGAAGCGAAGCCACAGCGCUGUUCAGCGAGGAGAACGACACCACCGUGGCCAAGAUCGCAUGGCUCAGCGGAAAGGAAAACGCGAAGGCCUAUGGUUCCAUGGUUGUCUAUCUCACUAAGAGCCUUGAUGCGCGGAGACUCCUGGCCGACGGGUACUUCCAUGCUGGAGGAGAAUCUGGCGUGACCAGCACCUUCGAGCACCGACCACGACCGAUGCAAUGCUACAAUUGUCAGGAAAUUGGACACAAGGCAUUCCAGUGCAAGAACAGCCAGAAGUGUGCAAGAUGUGCCGCGGAGGGUCACCGCCACAGCAGCUGCGACCAGACGGUUCCAAAGUGCAUUCCAUGCGGAGGCCCUCAUGAAUCGUACAGCAAGAACUGCCGGAAGCUCUAUCCAUCACGUCAUGAAUAGAAAUCUCCGGAUCAUCCAACUUAAUAACGCGGUGGCGUUAGCGAUCCAGGAACCCCAGGCGAGGAGGAUCCAAGGCCGGCUCUUGACUACCCCGAUGGGACAUCAUAAAUGGACGAAGAUGGUUCCCUCCAUCUGGAGGGAAGGCAGGUGGGCGAUUCGAAGCAUGCUCUGGGUGAAGAAAGAGGUAGAGGCGGAACAAGUGCCGAUAGAGUCCCCCGAUCUCACGGCAGCGGUCAUCCGGCUCCCCAAGCGACUGAUUUUCAUAGCAUCGGUUUAUGUUGAAGGGGGCGAUGCCUCAGCUCUGGACGACGCAUGCAAUCACUUACGGAACGCGAUCACGAAGGUGCGGCGAGACACAGGCGCGGUGGUGGAGGUGUUGAUCGUGGGAGACUUCAACCGACACGAUCAACUCUGGGGAGGAGACGACGUGUCCUUGGGAAGACAGGGCGAAGCGGAUCAAAUCGUCGAUCUUAUGAAUGAAUUUUCCCUCAGCAGUCUGCUCAAACGGGGUACAAAGACAUGGCAUGGCGUAGGACAGACUGGGGACUGCGAGUCCACGAUCGACCUCGUCCUAGCCUCGGAAAACCUGACAGACUCCAUGGUUAAGUGUGCCAUACUCGGGACAGAUCACGGUUCGGAUCACUGCGGCAUUGAGACCGUAUUCGAUGCCCCAUGGUCGCCCCCAAAGCAUCAGGAACGACUACUGCUAAAAAACGCUCCAUGGAAAGAGAUCAAUGUCAGGAUUGCGAACACCCUAGCCGCCACUCAGUUAGAAGGCACGGUGCAGCAGAAGACCGAUCGACUCAUGUCGGCGGUCUCCGAGGCGGUACGUGCCUUAACACCAAAGGUCAAACCGUCACCACACGCAAAGCGAUGGUGGACAGAUGACUUAACGCAGCUCCGUCAAAUAUAUACAUACUGGAGGAAUCGUGCCCGUUCCGAACGGCGAGCCGGGCGAAAGGUACCACGCCUAGAAGAGGCUGCUGAGGCUGCAGCGAAACAAUAUCACGAUGCCAUCCAGCAACAAAAGAAAAAGCACUGGAACGAAUUCCUUGCAGACAACGAUAACAUAUGGAAGGCCGCUAAAUACCUCAAGUCGGGAGAUGAUGCAGCGUUUGGAAAGGUCCCGCAGCUCCUGAGAGCAGAUGGAACCACCACUACUGAUCACAAGGAGCAGGCAGCAGAACUACUGACGACGUUCUUUCCGUCUCUGCCGGACAUUAUCGACGAAGAAGGGAGGAGACCAGAAAGAGGAUCGGUUGAAAUGCCAGCCAUCACGAUGGAAGAGGUAGAGCGGCAACUGUGGGCGGCCAAGUCCUGGAAAGCGCCCGGAGAAGACGGCCUGCCGGUGGUAGUCUGGAAAAUGACGUGGCUCACGGUUAAGUACAGGGUUCUCGACCUGUUCCAAGCCUCACUGGAAGAGGGCACGUUGCCAAGACAGUGGAGACACGCGAAGAUCAUACCGCUCAAAAAGCCCAACAAAGAAAAUUACAGCAUUGCCAAAGCAUGGAGACCAAUUUCACUCCUCGCGACACUGGGCAAGGUAUUGGAAUCGGUGGUUGCAGAAAGGAUCUCACACGCGGUGGAGACUCACGGUCUGCUCCCGACUAGCCACUUCGGAGCCCGAAAGCAACGGUCCGCUGAGCAAGCACUCGUGUUCUUGCAGGAGCAAAUCUACACGGCGUGGCGCGGCCGACGAGUAUUAAGCUUGAUCAGCUUCGAUGUCAAAGGAGCCUACAAUGGAGUGUGCAAAGAACGACUGCUUCAGAGGAUGAAAGCGCGAGGCAUACCGGAGGAUCUGCUCCGGUGGGUUGAGGCGUUCUGUUCAGAACGAACGGCGACCAUUCAAAUCAAUGGGCAAUUGUCUGAGGUCCAAAACCUACCUCAGGCGGGACUGCCACAGGGCUCGCCACUGUCCCCGAUCUUAUUUCUUUUCUUUAACGCAGACCUUGUACAACGACAGAUUAACAGCCAAGGAGGAGCAAUCGCGUUUGUGGACGAUUUUACUGCAUGGGUGACCGGACCAACUGCUCAGAGUAACCGGGAGGGCAUCGAAGCAAUUAUUGCUGAAGCGCUCGACUGGGAGAAAAGGAGCGGAGCGACUUUUGAGGCUGAGAAAACAGCCAUCAUACACUUCGCCCCCAAGGCUCACAAAAUAGAUCAGGAGCCUUUCACUAUCAAGGGACAGACCAUUGUGCCGAGAGACCAUGUCAAGAUCUUGGGCGUUCUCAUGGACACGAGACUCAAAUACAAGGAACAUAUCGCGAGGGCAGCGUCCAAAGGCCUAGAAGCAGCCAUGGAGCUUCGGCGACUUCGCGGCCUAACGCCAGCGACCGCACGGCAGCUGUUCACAUCGACGGUGGCCCCGGUGGUCGAUUACGCCUCGAGCGUCUGGAUGCACGCUUGCAGGGACAAAGCCAGCGGACCGAUCAACCGAGUCCAAAGGGUGGGAGCGCAAGCAAUUGUAGGGUCAUUUCUCACAGUUGCGACCAGUGUUGCGGAGGCAGAGGCUCACAUCGCCGCUACACAACGUCGUUUCUGGAGACGGGCCGUGAAGAUGUGGACGGACAUUCACACCCUGCCAGAAACCCAUCCGCUCCGCCGGAGUACAUCGUGGAUCAAGAAGUUCAGGAGAUACCACCGCUCACCAUUGUACCAGGUAGCGGACGCACUGAAAAACAUCGAGAUGGAGACACUAGAAACCAUCGAUCCGUUCGUGUUGGCACCAUGGGAGACUCGCGUGCAGACCGAUGUUGAAGCAAUGGCGGACUCACAUGCAGUACCGGGCGGAUCAAUUCAAGUUGCGGUCAGCAGCUCGGCUCGGAACCGCCUUGUGGGAUUUGGGGUUGCGAUCAAGAAACAGCCACCUCGGUAUCGAAAGUUGAAACUGAAGAGCUUUUUCGUGACACUAGGCGCAAGAUCAGAACAGAACCCAUUCUCCGCAGAGCUAGCAGCAAUGGCACAUACAUUGAACAUGCUAGCGGGACUGAAAGACUACCGGAUCACGCUGCUCACGAGCAACAAAGCAGCUGCCCUCGCAAUAAGGAACCCUCGGCAACAGUCGGGCCAGGAGUUUGUUCGCCAAACGUAUAAGUUGAUCCAAAGACUGCAGAGAAACGGAAACCACAUCAAUAUUCUGUGGGUCCCUACCAGUAACGACAAUAAGCUGCUAGGUCUGGCCAAGGAGCAGGCCAGGACCGCGACCCUGAAGGAUGCCGUCCCGCAAGAAGCGGUCCCCAGGAUGAAGUCGACAACACUGAAUCUCGCUCGGUCUCAAGCAACUGCCUACAAUGACUUGCCGGAGAACGUAGGAAGACACGUGAAACGAGUAGAUGCAGCUUUGCCAGGAAAACACACUCGACAGCUGUAUGAUCGAUUAUCGUGGAAAGAAGCGAGCGUGCUGGCCCAACUCCGGACUGGCAUGGCUAGACUCAACGGUUACCUCCAUCGGAUCAACGUUGCAGAGACGGACCAGUGUGCAUGUGGACAAGCAAGAGAGACCGUGGAACACUUCCUCUUCCGAUGUCGGAAAUGGACCACACAACGAAUAGCACUGCUGCAAUGUAGCAACACUCACCGGGGCAAUCUCUCCUUCUUCCUGGGCGGGAAAUCGCCCUCUGAUAAUCCGCAAUGGACGCCGAACUUAGAAGCCGUGCGAGCCUCAAUACGAUUCGCGAGCGCCACAGGCCGACUCGACGCCUCCUAACCACGUCGACCAACACAAUGACACCUUUCCCCUAACCAACCUACACCUACCACCUUGUGCCAAAGAUGGUGGACGCGCUUCAACUGCCGAAGAUAGGAUGUUGAACACUUGAAGAAGCGCCUUCAAGCCAGUCUACUAACCAACUUACUAACCCACAAGGAUCCCUAUGAUAUUGACAACCGAGAGGACAUAGAGUGAAGGGAUGCAUGCAUGGGCUCGAAGGAGAUGCAGCAUAUAUAUAUUAGGACAUGUACUGAUAGAUCGUUUCAGUUGCCCUUUCGGCUUAGCCGCCGGGCG
Molecule: messenger RNA, 5543 nt
Organism: Penicillium brasilianum
Lineage: Eukaryota; Fungi; Ascomycota; Eurotiomycetes; Eurotiales; Aspergillaceae
Source: the annotation of a GenBank genome assembly